AUGGCCAAAACUUUCAGUCUCCGAGGACAGGCUCUCAAGCUGAACACCGCCGCUGACCUGGAAGCCCACAUCCAGCCUUUGGUGGACAACCAGAACGUGGAGGAAGUACAUUUCGAGGGCAACACCAUCGGAGUCGAGGCUUCUGAAGCGCUAGCUAAGAUUCUCGCGACCAAGAAGACUCUUCAACAUGCCAACCUCGCUGACCUCUUCACCGGUCGACUACUGUCCGAAAUUCCUCCUGCUCUAGACGCACUGCUCAAGGCUCUUCUGCAGUGCCCAAAGUUGCACACGAUCAACCUCAACGACAACGCAUUCGGUUUGAACACAGUCGAGCCUCUGCGACACUUCCUCAGCCAACAUACUCCCCUCCAGCACCUUUACCUGAACAACAAUGGUCUCGGUCCCAAAGCAGGCGCGAUAGUUGGCGAGGCUCUUGUUCAACUGGCAGAGAGCAAGGAAGCUGCGCGAAAAGAGGGCAAGGAUGUUCCUGAUCUGGAGACGGUCAUCUGCGGACGCAAUCGAUUGGAGACUGGCAGCAUGGCAGCUUGGGUGAAGGCAUACACGGCCAACAACAAGGUCAAGACCGUCAAGAUGGUGCAAAACGGAAUUCGCCAGGAGGGCAUUGCGACACUCCUGCAGCAUGGUCUUUCAAAUUGCACUCAGCUCGACACAUUGGAUCUCCAGGACAACACAUUCACCGUACUUGCCGCCAAGACUCUGAGCACUGUUCUCACCAAAUGGACGCAAUUGCGUGACUUGGGCAUCGGUGACUGCCUCUUGUCUGGUCGAGGUGGUCGGCUUCUCGGCGCAACCUUGGCCAAGGGCGCCAACGCAAAGAUCGAGGUGCUUCGCCUACAAUUCAAUGAUAUCGAUGCAAAGGGUGUCGCUGCCAUCACGGAAGCAGCCAGCUCGGCCUCAGCACUCCCAAGAUUGCGACGUGUCGAACUCAAUGGUAACAAAUUCGCCGAGGAGGACCCCAACAUUGAGAAGCUGCAGGAGAUUCUGUCGAAGCGGAAAGAGGAAGAGGCGGAGUCAUACCUCGGCGUCGAUGUGGAUGAUGAGGAUGCGUGGGGGGUUGACGAGCUAGAUGAGCUCGACGACGAUGACGAAGAUGAGGAGGAGGAGGAUGAAGCAGAGGACGACGAGGAUGAGGAAGUUGCUGCAAAGGAAGAGAAGGUUGUCAAAACUGCCGACGCUGCGGAGAACACCACCGUGGCUGAGAAGCAGGACAAGGACGUGGAUGAUCUGGCGGACGCCCUUGGCAAGACGCAGCUCAAAUAG
Molecule: messenger RNA, 1281 nt
Organism: Dissoconium aciculare CBS 342.82
Lineage: Eukaryota; Fungi; Ascomycota; Dothideomycetes; Mycosphaerellales; Dissoconiaceae
Product: RNI-like protein
Exons: 1
Coding region: 1-1281 (426 amino acids)
Biological process (GO): activation of GTPase activity; nucleocytoplasmic transport
Cellular component (GO): perinuclear region of cytoplasm; nucleus; cytosol
Molecular function (GO): GTPase activator activity; small GTPase binding
Source: RefSeq, a predicted model, not a curated record